AACGCUGGAGCAGCUGGUUAUGUCGGGUCAGUUUAUAGCUAUACAGGGAAAAACGCACCGAUAAUACGAUUAAACCUUUAGGUUACUAACAUCACAUCCACAUCGGUUUGAAAAGUACAGUUUGCAUUGUGGACUAGUAACUUUUCCAGGUUUCUGUGGCGUUGUGAACUAACCAGGUGGUGUUUGUGUCCGUGUCGCCGCGAUGAAGCUGCAGUGUGACGUUGAAGUUGUAAAUCGGAUGCUGCCUACGUUUGGUGUGAAAAGCAAAGGCAGAGGCUCCAGGGCCGUGCUGUCUAUCGGGAAACAUGUGGAUAAAACUACACAGCGGGCGAAUGUUUACUUACUGAUAUGUACAGCAAAAGACAGAGCGGGAUCCAAGUACAAGCUGAAGGAAAAUAUAGAGAAGUUUUUCACAUGCUUUGUAGAAGAGGGGAAAGCCACAGUACGACUUAAAGAACCGAUGGUGGACAUCUGCAUGAGCAAGGCAGAUACCACCAGCUUGAAAACCUUCCUCUCAGCUGCUCAACUUGCACACAAAGGAACCGUUAGGGACAGCAUUACUCUCUCCACACUUACACCUGUUCGUGCCAGAGAUGUGGAGAAACCCAAAAAGAAGCUCACCAUCAUGUCCAAGAAGGACUAUCCCCUCACAUCCAGCUUCCCCUACUCUCUCGAGCAACUGCACGUGUCUUACUGCAAGCUAGCAAGGGUGGACCUGCGCAUGUUGUCUUUAAAAUCUCUGCGAACCCUUGACCUCAGCAACAAUCACAUCAAGAAACUUCCAGAUACCAUUGGCGACCUUCACUUCCUGACAGAACUGAUUCUUCACAACAACAACUUGGAGAGCUUCAGUGAGGCACUGUGCGCCUCCAGUCUACAGAAAUCUCUGCAGCAUCUGGACCUAAGCCAGAACUCCCUAAAGCUUCUACCUGCUCGCUUUUGCAAGCUGCGUGAGCUUGUUAGCCUCAAAUUGGAUGUCAAUGAACUGGUACAGCUGCCUUUUCACAUUGGCCAACUCACAAAAAUGCGUUUCCUCUCAGCUGCCCACAAUAAGCUUACCAUGCUGCCAGGAGACUUCUGCAAGCUGUCACUGGAGAACCUGGACCUGUUUGGGAACCCCUUUGCUCAGCCCAAUCCUCUUGAUCACAGCAUUCAACUCACAUUACCUCUUUCUUUGGAAGAGCUGGCCUCUAGAGCUGUGCUCAACUACAGAAUCCCUUACGGACCUCAUCUCAUUCCCUUUUACCUUUGUGGCAACAUGGAACUGGCAAAAGUGUGCAACUGCGGCUGCAUUUGUGUAAACUCUUACAUACGUACAGCUGUGAGCAUGAACCUGCACAUAGUGUCUCACACUGUGGUGCUAGUGGAUGACAUGGGAGGCACAGAAGCUCCCAUUCAGCGCCAUUUUUGCUCACUAACAUGCUACUGCCAAUUCCUGGAUGGCUGUGUGCAGAGAGGACUAAGCUGAGAAGAAUGUAAGGUUAAAGAAGAACCUCUUUUUACCAGUCCUGCUGAUCGAAGCUCUAGCUGCAGUUUUCAUACUCACACAGUGACCUCUGUUAUGUUCAGCAAUCACAGUUGGUGUUUCUGCUUGUUUGCUACUCUUAUGUGUGGUUUUGGGUGAUAUUGCCAUAAUAGUAAUGGGUUAGCUAAAGGUCACUUUUAGCACAUCAUGAAACAUCAUAUGGUUUGUGGUCUCAUGGUCACUAUUUAUAAUUACUUUUGUUUUUAAAAUGACACUCUACAGGUAGACAGUGUGACGAGGCUUAUUCUUCAGCAUUUGACCAAAAUAAAAUGAGAUACAACCCAGUACAUAUCAGACUGUUUAAAAGGCAAAUACAUUAUUAGUAAAACAAGAUUGUGUUAUGAAUUGGUCCAUAAUUGUCUAUCAUUUUGUGCUGUUUCUGUUCUUAAUAUUUUGGUAUAUUAUCAAUAAAUUAACAUUUUUUUAACCUGCCAAAAUCUUUGCAUAGCAAAACAGUAAUUUCACAUUAUAUUGAACGAAUUUCAAAACCCUUAUGGAGUGGAGACAAAUUAAAUAGUUCAAUAUUAUAGAUACUGUCUAAAUUUUCUAAAUUCUUAUUUAUAUAAGUUUGAAUCCCCUCUGAAAAUGCCUUGUUAUAUACAGUACAUACACAGCACACUACAACUAAGUGAAAUGUAUUGGACAACUUUUGGUUAAAAAUUAAAGACUGUUAUGUAGAAAAUUCCCCGGAGAUCAGCAGUUUAUGAAAGCAUAAAAAAAUAGCCCUUCUGCUAGCAACAUCCUUACCGCAUCCUUAAAGCAUAAAAGGCCGCAGUUUAUCUGCAUUCAGAUGUUUAAUGCUAAUUAAAGAUCUUGACCUGUA
Messenger RNA from Tachysurus fulvidraco (yellow catfish), 2348 nucleotides. It is a transcript of the gene lrr1, whose product is annotated as leucine rich repeat protein 1. Bases 203 to 1468 code for a protein of 421 amino acids. The transcript has 5 exons. NCBI's taxonomy places the organism in Eukaryota, Metazoa, Chordata, Actinopteri, Siluriformes, Bagridae. Gene Ontology annotation, molecular function: protein binding. The record is from RefSeq and is a predicted model, not a curated record.